UCGAAUACUGAAUAGCAGCACGAAAAGAGCAUGUCCCGGCCACAUGACAUACUGAGACAGCAAAUGAUGCAUAGACUCCUCUCUAAACUGGAAGCUGCUUUAAACCAACAACCACUAAAUCUGGAUUAUUUGGAGUUCUUGACUCGUCAUGAGCUUGUUCUGUUUGAAUCUUUCUCUCAGCAAAUAGGCGGUCUGUCAGAGAUUACAGAGGCUCUACAAAACGUUCAUCAUCUGGUUCAGUGUGAAAUUAACAUCAGCUCUGUGGCCAUUAUUGAACUGGAAACAGAAGUUGGUCUGGGACCUGGCCACCCCAAAAUCGUACUAGAGAGAGAAAGACUCAAGAAUUUGUUGGACAUUCAGCUGCCAGUCAGCUGCAUUGCUAAAUGUCUUGGUGUUUCAAGAAGAACAAUCUACAGGAGGAUGCAAGAAUUUGACUUGUCUGUGAGAGGAACAUACAGCACAAUGAAUGACCAAGAGCUGGACAACAUCAUAUCGGCUAUCAAAAAUCAGAUGCCAAAUGCUGGCUAUCGAAUGGUUCAAGGACAUUUGGUUUCUAUGGGUCUCCGUGUUCAGUGGUGGAGAAUGAUGGCCUCCAUGCAUCGAGUUGAUGCUGUAGGGAUCUUCAAACGGAUCACAGAACUAGGCUGUGUUGUGCGAAGAAGCUACUCGGUGCGAGGCCCUCUCUCCCUGGUCCACAUAGACACAAAUCACAAGCUAAUAAGGUACAAUGUUGUGAUCUUUGGUGGAGUGGAUGGCUACUCAAGGAAGGUCCUGUACUUGGAUGCAGCAACUAACAACAGGGCAAAAACUGCAUUCUCAUUUUUCCUGAGAUCAGCCCAGCUUCACGGCUUGCCAUCAAGGGUUAGGGCAGAUCAAGGAGUAGAAAACCUGGACAUUGCACAUUUCAUGUUUGCCACAAGAGGAACAGGGAGAGCGAGUUUCAUAUCUGGAAAGAGUGUCCACAAUCAGAGAGUAGAACGACUUUGGCGUGAUGUCUGGAUUGCAGUCACUAGCAAGUACCAUGAUAUUCUUCACUCACUCGAGGAGGAUGGCCUGCUUGACAUUUCAGAUGUCAUUCAUCUUUUUGGUGUCCACUACAUCUUUGUCCCUCGACUCCGAGCAGAUCUUGUCACCUUUGUUGGAGGAUGGAAUAAUCAUCCCCUCAGGACAGAAGGUGGUCUCACUCCUGAACAGCUCUGGUGUAUGGGACAUCUACAAGAGCUGGACGAGGGCGAGAGACUUGAGGAGCUUCGGGAUCCAGGCAUUGACUGGGAGAGUGCUGUACUGCAAGAAGAAUCUAACAGCACAGUUGUGGUUCCUGAAGUUGAAUGCCCACUGGAUGAGGAAACCCUGGAGGGGCUUCAGAGAACUAUUAAUCCCUUGGAACAUUCUGAGUCACACGGUCGUGACCUGUACAUACAAUUCUUGCUACAGGUGUCAAACCAACAGUGACACUUAACAUGGACGUGAAAGUCAACGUUCUUUUAAGUUCUCAAAUACUGGAUUUCUUUGCUAAAACAUUCAGAUUACAAGUAGACAAGCAAACAAAGCACUUGCUUAUUAUCUAUCAACGUAGGACCCUACACAAAGUUUUGAAGUCUUGUCAUUUUCAUGAAACGGCUACGAACAUCUUAACAGCUAAUGUUUACAAACAUUUUU
This is a messenger RNA of Maylandia zebra (zebra mbuna), 1659 nucleotides long. NCBI's taxonomy places the organism in Eukaryota, Metazoa, Chordata, Actinopteri, Cichliformes, Cichlidae. The record is from RefSeq and is a predicted model, not a curated record.